CAGGUAGAGGGCGAUUAGUAUAAUACAACAUGUCGUACCUACAAACCGCGAUAAGAACUCAUAGGCAAAGAGUUUGUAGUUUAUAUAAACAAGCGUUAAGAACUGCCGAUGAUUGGUCUCAUGAUAAACCAUCAUUUCGUCUUGCAUCUGCUAUGAUAAGACAGCGAUUUGAAGAAAGCAAAAAUGAAACUGAUGUUAGGAAGGCUAAACAAUUACUUGAAGCAGGUGAAGAAGAAGUAUUUCGAGCUCAACAUUAUCAACCUUAUCAAUAUGCUAAUUCUCCUGGAGGUGUAGCACAUGGACGAGAGGUGCCUUCUCCUGACUGGGUUAUAGAUUUCUGGCAUCCAUUAGAAAAGGCUCAAUAUCCAGAAUAUUUUGCUCGAAGAGAACAGAGAAAAAAAGAAUAUGUAGAAAGAUGGGAAAAACAAUUUGGUAAACCAGAUAAAGCAGAUUAUCAUUAAAAAUUAUAAAUUAAUAAUAAAUUUGAAUACAAAAUAAUUAACACAUAUUCUUUAUGAAUUUAGAAAUGGAAAGUUUAAAUUCAUUUUAA
Centruroides sculpturatus (bark scorpion) is the source of this 550-nucleotide messenger RNA. It is a transcript of the gene ND-B22, whose product is annotated as NADH dehydrogenase [ubiquinone] 1 beta subcomplex subunit 9-like. Lineage: Eukaryota; Metazoa; Arthropoda; Arachnida; Scorpiones; Buthidae. The coding region runs from base 30 to 461 and encodes 143 amino acids. Gene Ontology annotation, biological process: mitochondrial electron transport, NADH to ubiquinone. The record is from RefSeq and is a predicted model, not a curated record. The transcript is spliced from 4 exons.